Molecule: messenger RNA, 615 nt
Organism: Didymodactylos carnosus
Lineage: Eukaryota; Metazoa; Rotifera; Eurotatoria; Philodinida; Philodinidae
Source: the annotation of a GenBank genome assembly
AUGACAACAACACUUAUUUUUGACAUAAAUCAAUUACCAACUGAUGUAUUAACCUUUACUGAUGCCAGAUUUUAUGAUUUUGUCAAAGAAAUAUUAGGUGAAACAGAAGCUGACUUAUUGAAAAUGCAAGCAAUUAAUAACGUACCAUCCUUUUUACUAACUGAUGAUAUUUGUGGUGUAUUAGAACUGGAUAUUGAUUCACAAGAAUUAGAUGAUUUAAGAAAAAAAAUAUCAUUUCGUUUAAAAGAUGGUACAGUUAUUGUCAAAGCUGGUGUUAAAAGUGGUGAUCAUAAAGAAUUUAUAUCAAAUUCAAUAAAAAAAUGGGUAACAGAUAGUAAAGAAAAUUUAAAUUUUGAUGAACUUGAAUUAAAACCAGACAUUGAUUAUAUGUUAAAUUUAACAGAUAAUAGUAAUGUUAUUGAAGGUUUAAUAUCAUGUAAAUGUGGUGUUGAAAUAAAAUUAAUAAAAAAAAAGGAAGAUAAUCAACAAAAACAAUUAUCAAAUAAUAAUAAUAAUACAAUAUUACCAACAACAAAAAGAGGUUUGAAACGUAACUCGCUGGCUUUAACAACAACAAGUUCACAACAAUCAUCAACAAAAAGAAGGAGAAAAUAA